AUGAAAUAUCUCGUUGGUUCAACUGAUACAUCUAAACAGAUGGAUCUCAAGGAGAAGAGCAAAAUCGCUUCUAAGACGAGACGUGAACGCGAGAAUUCCGAGUUCAUGGAGUUGGCUUCUUUGCUGCCGCUCCCGACUCAAGUUAAAGAACAGCUUGAUAAAGCUUCCAUCAUAAGGUUGACCACUUCUUACUUGCGUCUCCGGGAGCUUUACCCUCACGGGAUGAGGAUCAUCCAGCAUCCGGAGAACAAGGAAGGAGGCAGCUCCGAGAUGAUGGAGACCAUCGACGGUUUCGUGUUCGCUUUAGCUCCGGAAGGACUAAUUCUCUACAUUUCGGAAAACGUGAGCAUGCAUUUGGGGAUGGCAGCAAUUGAUAUGACGGGUCAUAGCAUUUACGAUUUCAUCCUCCACGAUGAUCACAACGAGAUGAGGGAUAUGCUCACCGUGAAGCACGACGAUACGGACAUGGGCAGAACCUUUUCGGUACGUAUGAAGUGCACCUUGCCGAAGAGGACGGCCGGAUUAACGCAAAACGGAUACAAAGUUAUCCAUUGCUCCGGCCAUCUCAAGUACAAAGCAAGUUCUCCAACGACUUCGGCCGACAUCGAGUGCUUCGAAAGUUUGGGUCUCAUCGCCAUCGGUAAUCCAUUACUUCCAAACGGAAUACCCGAAAUCAAGAUGGGCCCAAACAUGUUCAUGUUCAGAGCGAGCAUGGAAUUCGACGUCAUCUUCGUUGACGCCAUGGUCCACCGUCUCACUGGACACGAGCCCAAGCAGAUUGUCCAGAACAGCAUCUACCAGUACAUUCACCCAUUGGAUCUUAAAGAUUUCCAAGAGGCACACAAAGAACUCUUAAAGAAAGGACAGGUGAAGACGAAGUUUUAUAGAUUCAAAUGUGUCGACGGCGGCUACGUCUUCAUGCAGAGUCUCGCUGUGAUCGUCACCAAUUCUAGAACGUCUCAGCCCAGAUGCAUCGUUUCGGUCAAUUACAUCAUGAAAGAUUGCCCGAGCCAAUGCCCUGAAAGCCAAAUCGUUACUUAA
Messenger RNA from Nicrophorus vespilloides, 1041 nucleotides. Its product is annotated as single-minded homolog 1-like. Gene Ontology annotation, molecular function: DNA-binding transcription factor activity, RNA polymerase II-specific; RNA polymerase II transcription regulatory region sequence-specific DNA binding; protein dimerization activity. The transcript is spliced from 4 exons. Gene Ontology annotation, biological process: regulation of transcription by RNA polymerase II. Bases 1 to 1041 code for a protein of 346 amino acids. The record is from RefSeq and is a predicted model, not a curated record. Lineage: Eukaryota; Metazoa; Arthropoda; Insecta; Coleoptera; Silphidae.